Molecule: messenger RNA, 612 nt
Organism: Daktulosphaira vitifoliae (grape phylloxera)
Lineage: Eukaryota; Metazoa; Arthropoda; Insecta; Hemiptera; Phylloxeridae
Exons: 4
Coding region: 1-534 (177 amino acids)
Source: RefSeq, a predicted model, not a curated record
AUGGUUUGUAUGAAUGAAGGUUUUCAAAAAAUAUUUCAAAAAGUUGUACUAGGAUGGACGACAGCGUAUUUAUACUCUGUUUUCUCAUGUUCUGUCCCCAAGUGCCCAGAAAUCAAUGCCGGAUGGCACAUAUACCCUUAUGACAAGAGGUACUUUAUUUCCUCCAGUAUAUUCAUGAUCAGCACCUCCAUUAUGAUCGCCGAAUUGGACAUAUGGAUCUGCAAUAUGAGACCGAACAACAAAAUCAUUCGAUUUAUUUUAGAAGUUUACAUCAAAACUGUGAUAAUAUUAACAGCUUAUGUAGUGUUUUGGCAUCCAAUAAUCAUGUCAAUAUCAAAACUAAAUAAUUUUUUAAGUAUACAGGCAUUUAUGUGGAACAAGAGUAAAAACACUUACAUCACAGCCAGUGUUCAGUGUUUAAAAAAUGUUAGAAGUUCUAAAAUGUAUUCAAUAUUAUUAAGUGUUAUACUAUUGGUAAACGUGUUACGCGUGCAUGGCCAAAAAGACUUUAUGCGUUUGGUCAACCAAGUUUAAAAUAAUAACUAAGAUUUGAAAACUAUAAUCAAUCAAAGUAAAAUUUGAAAUGCUUAAGAUCAUAUUAGUGUAAUUGUC